Messenger RNA from Bombina bombina (fire-bellied toad), 4237 nucleotides. RefSeq names its product sirtuin 1 (gene SIRT1). The transcript has 9 exons. The record is from RefSeq and is a predicted model, not a curated record. Bases 47 to 2191 code for a protein of 714 amino acids. Gene Ontology annotation, molecular function: NAD+ binding. NCBI's taxonomy places the organism in Eukaryota, Metazoa, Chordata, Amphibia, Anura, Bombinatoridae.
CUUGACUCUGGCAACUCCUUCCAGUUUCUAGUUAGGCUGCUGGAAGAUGGCGGACAUGGAGCGCGUAGGCUUGAUUCGCACGGCCUGUAUGUUAUCUAUGGGCAAAGGAAAUGGGGAGCCGAAUGCCAAGAGACAACGUACGGAGGAAGCAACUGACAGCGGGCAGGUGUUAGAAAUGGAGAAUGAAGGCAGCGCUGUGUUUACAUCGGCGGUGAUUUCACUUAGGGAGGAGGGAGAGGCCUCUGCGGACUCAGCGGCAAAUACCAGAUCACACAAUAGCGCUGAAGCGAAAGGCCUUCCUGUAGAGGAGCGGCAGAGGAUGAUGCUCCUAGUACAUCAUGACGACGAGGAGGAGGAGGAAGAGUUGGCGAAUGGAGAUCUAUCGCAGUCAGCUAUUGGUUAUGGAGAGAGCAUUCAUUUUCAUGAUGAUUUUGGAAAUGGGUUCCAUUCCUGUGACAGUGAUGAAGAUGACGCAGCUUCACAUGCAAGUUCAAGUGACUGGACUCCAAAGCCAUGUAUAGGUCCCUACACUUUUGUUCAGAGGCAUUUAAUGAUGGGCACUGAUCCCAGAACAAUUCUUAAAGAUCUACUACCAGACUCUGUUGCACCACCAGAGUUAGACGAUAUGACUUUAUGGCAGAUUGUUAUAAACAUACUUUCUGACCCUCCUAAACGGAAAAAGCGCAAAGAUAUCAAUACUAUUGAAGAUGCUGUGAAACUUUUACAACAGUGCAAGAAAAUAAUUGUAUUAACUGGAGCUGGAGUUUCUGUUUCCUGUGGCAUACCGGACUUUAGAUCUAGAGAUGGAAUUUAUGCUCGCCUUGCAGUGGAUUUUCCUGACCUUCCAAAUCCUCAAGCCAUGUUCGAUAUUGAAUACUUCAGAAAAGAUCCAAGGCCUUUUUUUAAAUUUGCAAAGGAAAUAUAUCCAGGUCAAUUCCAGCCAUCUCUAUGUCAUAAGUUUAUUGCUAUGUUGGAUAAAGAAGGGAAACUGCUUAGAAAUUACACGCAGAAUAUAGAUACGCUGGAACAGGUAGCAGGAAUCCAACGAAUAAUACAAUGCCAUGGGUCAUUUGCUACAGCUUCUUGCCUUAUAUGUAAAUACAAAGUUGACUGUGAAGUUGUCAGAGAGGACAUUUUUAACCAGAUUGUUCCCAGAUGCCCAAGAUGUUCACACAAUGAGCCUCUUGCAAUCAUGAAACCUGAUAUUGUAUUCUUUGGUGAGAAUUUACCGGAACAGUUCCACAGAGCUAUGAAAUAUGACAAAAAUGAGGCAGAUCUUCUUAUUGUUAUUGGAUCAUCAUUAAAAGUUAGACCGGUAGCUCUUAUACCAAGUUCAAUCCCACAUGAUGUGCCUCAAAUUUUAAUUAAUAGAGAACCAUUGUCUCAUCUACAUUUUGAUAUAGAGCUACUUGGAGAUUGCGACAUAAUAAUAAAUGAGUUAUGUCAAAGACUGGAGGGAAAAUACACCCAACUUUGUAACAAUUCCUUAAAACUUUCACAGAUUACGGAGAAGCCUCCUCGACCAAACAAGGCAAUUAUCAGUUCAGAUAUUUCCCAGCCUAAUUCUUUAAAUACAAAGGAGGAUUAUGAAUGCCAAGGCAAUUUGGUUCAACCAGAAAACAAUUUGACUGAGUCUGAAAAUAUCUGUGAUUCUACAAAAUCAGAACUUUCACAAAAUUGUAUUGGUGGAAAUACAGACCUAUUUCCAACAGAUAAUACACAGAAGAGUGAUAUUGGUCCACAAUCAGAACUCACUGAAUCUGCAAAGGGAUCAGAUCCCAACAGUGUUGAUCAAGAAAUCCCGGAAAAGGAUUCAUAUACUGAACCACCAAAGAAGUGUCUGGAAAAUAAAUUUAUAAAGGAACAAAUAAGCAAACGUUUAGAUGGUGAACAGUAUUUGUUUCUAGCACCAAAUCGUUAUAUUUUUCACGGCGCAGAGGUUUUUUCAGAUUCUGAUGAUGAUCUGUCAUCCAGUUCAUGUGGAACCAAUAGUGACAGUGAUUCUUUGCCAAGUCCAAGCCUACAAGAACCUAUUGAAGAGGAUAGUGAGAAUGAAGAAUUCUAUGAUAUUAAAUACGACAAUGACUCAGAUAUAGACAAUAGGGCAGGGUUAGAAGAUGACUCUGAGAAGACUGUAAUUUAUGAAAAUAAUGAUAUUUUAGGAACUGACGGUACAUCAACAACGCUAUAGAAUAAACAUGGCCUUAAAACCAAUGAAUCACCAGCAUUAAGCGUUUAAAACUGGGCAUGAAGGGUUUACCAGUUUGCGGACUCCGUUAUAGAGCAUGUGUUGCAGUUUAUUACUGAAAUUUGUCAAGAGUUUUUAAAGAAAAAUUUGUAUUGACACUAAAGCAUUCUGUAAUUAUUUGUAACGAUCCAGCUCACUUUUUUUUUUCUUUUCAGUGUUUACUGGUAAACUUGCAAACUUGUUUGUUAAUUUGUGUAAAAUUAAAUACACAUUUUUAUGUUGGAAAAACUGUCUUUUUCAGGGUAUUUUGGUUAUUUUUUUUAUUUUUUUAUUGUGCAGCUACAAAAUAGGCCAAAGACACAGUUUGUUUUUUGAGUGAAAAUAUUAUAUUGUGACAUAGGCCUAUAUUUAUCACAACCGUACACAUUUCUUCUGGACUACUUUAUCAGGAGAUCAGUAGGGAUUGUUUUUUUGUUGUUUUUUUUUUUUAUUGCUACUGAUAACAUUGAUUAAACACCAGCACGUAGGUUUUGAUUCAAAUAUAAUUGAUUUUAUGAUUACACAACAAGAUAUAAUGCAGCAGUUUAACCUUAUAUAUAGAAAGCAGAUAUUGCUUUAUUUUCCUGAAUUUUUAACUUCUGUAAUGCAUGAAGUGCUGGUACAUUUAUCAUUACAGCAUAUUUUUAUUAUUAUUAUUUUUAUUUUUUGCUGGGGGGGGGGGUCUGGAAGCAGUGUUGCACAAAAAGUAAAAAAUGUUUAGAGAAAACAGUAUUCUUGUCCAGCCAAUAAUAAUGAUAGUAGUAGUAAUAAAAAAAAUCCUAAUACACAUUGGGGUGCAAUAUCUGGUUACAAAAGAGUGAUAAUUGACUCUCUAAAUAUUAUUGUAUAAUGUAUUUGUAUAUUAUUCGUUUGGGAGGUUAUUAUGGGUUAAAGAGGAAUUUUUCUUGCGACCUGAUGAUCUUUGAUUGAAUUUGCACUUAAUUUUGCAAGGGAGUAUUGUCUACUACCUUUUACUUUUUAAAGGGACAUACAUGACACUCAAUUUUGUUUUCACUGUUUUAGCUAAAAUUAUCUAUUGCAUUGCUUUUAUUUUUGUAUUUUUUUUUUUUUUUUUUUAACAAAAUUGAUUUUCCUGUACUGAAUAAACCAUUGUCUUUGGGAGUUGUCCCUAUCAGCCCAAUAGCAGUACAGUCUCAAGACUCAGUUGUACGAAAUCAUGCACUUCCUAAUAGUUUCAAAUGAAAAUUUUCAUGCAAAAUAUAUAAUUAUUUUUUUAAUUUAACAUUUGUAACCGCUGCUCAACUAAAUGAUGUAACGUUUUUAAAUAUGUCCCUUUAAGCUGAACUAGUUUACUAUGUAAGAAUAUGUAGCAGCAAUCAUUUUUCUAAGGGAUACUCGAACAAGUUAAGUAUGUGUGCACACUACUCAGUCAAUCAAAAUAUCAUCUUGCAAAGAACUAUAGAACAAAAGUAUGUUCCGUUGAUUACCCAUGUUAAAAUAGCCAUAUGAAAUAUGUAUAUAUUUGAGGACAAUUCCUAAUAGCAGUGUUUCUUUACAAUAUCUUACAGUGCUACUUUUUCUCAUGAGCUAAAUAACUCCAAUAGAUCUACGAGUUGUUUAUCAGAAAUAACUUUUAUAUUUUGUUUUUUUCCCCACAUUUUUGUUUCUUCUGAUUUUUAUUUUUAACACCAAUAAAGAAUUCACUCUAUAGUCUGCAGAGAUUGUUUUGGUUAGUGUAGUUUUUUUUAGUGCAUUGUUACUGUAAAUGGAAUACUAAAAAAUGGUCCAUUAAAAUCACAUUUUAGAAAUUGUAUUGAUAGUUUUCAAUAAUAAUAAAAGUUAAAUCAUAUGUGUAUAUAUUUCCUCGAUAUUAAAGUGAUGCAACCCUUUAUGAAUUUGGAAGUUUUGUUGUAGAAAAUAUGUGCCUAAUUUAUUUUCAUUUAGGUCUAGAUUUGGUCUGUCUUUUUGUGUGGUGAAAACCUUGUCACUGUGGUAGAAUUUGUAUAAAAUAUUAAUUUCAAUAAAUUCUAUCAUUGUAUUACUUUGCAA